CUACCAAGGGAUUUUCAACAAAAUCCUCCAGCAGAACCCUUUGAAGUGUCCUAUCUGAAUUUACAUCAAAAUACUACUGGGAGACCGUCCUCGAGUAGCCCAGACGAAAAUGUAGGCAAGCGAGAAAACAAUAUUGCGUUCUGUAAUGGGAAUUUUCAAUCAAAUCCGGCAGAUGGAAGAGAAUUCGAGUCAAACACAAACCACCAGGAGUGGAAUUCAGAUCGCUAUCAGAGAACAGAUGGACAUCAAGGGACUUCGUCGAUGGGCAAAUCUAGUAAAGGGACAGAAACCACCCGAGGCUUUAGGGAGUUGACGUCAGACUCCUGUACCCCCAGUCCUCGUGACUACUACCUCAAGCAUCGAGGGGUCCAGACACAAUCGAACAACCGGAUCUCACAGAGCUGCUCCGCUGCUCAGUUCAUCGAUACUGAUGGGCAGAAUCAAAUUCCCAACACUCAGGGUCUGAAGGCUGCCUUGGACCAGGAGGCCUCAGAUGUCUCGCAAUCUGUAAUUUCCACGUCGGAACCUUUGCGCUUGACCGUAGAGUUGAAUGCUAUUCACAUGAAGCGCAAAGACCUUACCGUACGGAUGCUGGCUCUGCAAGUAAGUCUAAGACCAUCAUUGACUCGAAUAUCUGGUCAGAGAAAUAAUGGUGUAAACAGUUAA
This is a messenger RNA of Protopolystoma xenopodis, 666 nucleotides long. The record is from the annotation of a GenBank genome assembly. NCBI's taxonomy places the organism in Eukaryota, Metazoa, Platyhelminthes, Monogenea, Polystomatidea, Polystomatidae.